AUGACCCCGAUGGCGCUGCUGCCGCCGCUGCUGCUGCUGCUGGGGGCUCUGGGAGCGCCUUUCUCUCCGGGCGCCCACGGCUCGGAGGCAGAGGGCCGACUCCGCAACAAACUUUUCUCGGGCUAUGACAGUUCUGUGCGCCCGGCACAGGAGGUGGGAGACUGCGUCCGGGUCAGCAUUGGUCUCUCCCUGGCGCAACUCAUAAGUCUGAACGAGAAGGAUGAGGAGAUGAGCACAAAGGUGUACUUAGACCUGGAGUGGACUGACUACAGGCUGAGCUGGGACCCCGCAGAGUACGACAGCAUUGACUCGCUGCGCAUCACUGCUGGAGCCGUGUGGUUACCCGACGUGGUGCUCAUGAACAACAAUGACGGAAAUUUUGACAUCGCUCUGGACAUUAACGUCGUGGUGUCCUCUGAUGGCUCCGUGCGCUGGCAGCCUCCAGGCCUCUAUCGCAGCAGCUGCAGCAUCCAGGUCACCUACUUCCCCUUUGACUGGCAGAACUGCACCAUGGUGUUCAGUUCCUACAGCUACGACAGCUCAGAGGUCAGCCUGUGGACAGGCCUGAGUCCUGAUGGACAAGAACGGCAAGAAAUCCACAUUCACGAAGGCACCUUCAUUGAGAAUAGCCAAUGGGAGAUUAUCCAUAAACCCUCUAGACUUAUCCAGCCUGUAAGAGAUCCUAGGGGAGGCGGGGAACGACAGCGUCAGGACGUCACCUUCUAUCUCAUCAUUCGCCGGAAGCCUCUCUUCUACAUGGUCAAUGUCAUUGCCCCAUGCGUCCUCAUCACUCUCCUGGCCAUCUUUGUCUUCUAUCUGCCUCCAGAUGCAGGGGAGAAGAUGGGGCUCUCAAUCUUUGCUCUGCUGACCCUUACUGUGUUCCUGCUGCUGCUGGCAGACAAAGUGCCUGAGACCUCCCUCUCGGUCCCCAUCAUUAUCAAGUACCUCAUGUUCACCAUGGUCCUUGUCACCUUCUCAGUCAUCCUUAGCGUCGUAGUCCUCAACCUGCACCACCGCUCGCCCCACACCCACCAAAUGCCCUUUUGGGUUCGACAGAUCUUUAUCCACAAGCUCCCGAGGUACCUGGGUCUGAAGAGGCCCAAACCUGAGAGAGACCAGAUGCUGGAGCCCCCUCCUCUAGCCUUCAGGGAUUCCCCAGGAAGUGGCUGGGGUCGGGGAACAGAUGAAUAUUUCAUUCGGAAGCCACCGAGUGAUUUUCUCUUCCACAAAUUCAACAGGUUUCAGCCUGAACUGGCUGCCCCGGACUUGCGGCGCUUUAUAGAUGGCCCAAACCGGGCUGUGGGCCUGCCUCCUGAGCUACGGGAGGUCGUUUAUUCCAUCAGCUACAUCGCUCAACAGUUACAAGAGCAGGAGGACCACGACGCGCUGAAGGAGGACUGGCAGUUUGUGGCCAUGGUAGUGGACCGCCUCUUCUUGUGGACCUUCAUCAUCUUCACCAGCGUCGGUACCCUCGUCAUCUUCUUGGACGCCACAUACCACAUGCCUCCUCCCGACCCCUUUCCUUGAGGACAGGAGAGCUGAGACCCUGGUCCCCAGGAAGCUGAACUCACAGUUCUGCAGUGUUGUCAAGCCCCAUUUCUACCUCUUAACUCCUUCACUAGGAAUCCAGCCUUCUCACCGUUUCUCUCCCUGGG
This is a messenger RNA of Orycteropus afer afer, 1655 nucleotides long. It is a transcript of the gene CHRNB1, whose product is annotated as cholinergic receptor nicotinic beta 1 subunit. The record is from RefSeq and is a predicted model, not a curated record. Gene Ontology annotation, cellular component: postsynaptic membrane; synapse; neuron projection. Gene Ontology annotation, biological process: signal transduction; regulation of membrane potential; nervous system process. NCBI's taxonomy places the organism in Eukaryota, Metazoa, Chordata, Mammalia, Tubulidentata, Orycteropodidae. Gene Ontology annotation, molecular function: transmembrane signaling receptor activity; acetylcholine-gated monoatomic cation-selective channel activity.